This is a messenger RNA of Paramuricea clavata, 1485 nucleotides long. Lineage: Eukaryota; Metazoa; Cnidaria; Anthozoa; Malacalcyonacea; Plexauridae. The record is from the annotation of a GenBank genome assembly.
AUGGAAAAAUAUGAAGAAUGCCAAAAUGCUAUCAACAACGAAAGUAUGGAAAACGUUCAUGACAUAAACAGAGCGGGUGAAUCCCAUUCGAGUAAGAAGAAAAAUAUGGCCAUGGACUCAUCUGCUAAAGACUGCAACAGUUUAAAAACAUUUCACGACUCUCCCAGAAGGGAGAAAGUUUUGAACAAUGAGUUUAGACAAAGAGAACAUAGUUGUCCGCAUUAUCUCGGAGUUACAGAAACUACAAGUCAAGACUCUUUGGAAAGGGUUUCCAAAAUUGAACCAUACUCUGUGAUUAAAAGUCACGAAUCAUGGAAAAAUGUUCCCAAAAUUGAACCACUUGCUGCCGUGGUAAACAUUUGCCCCAAUGAACUUUUCACAGCACCUCAUAGUGACACAGAUAUAUUGAAAGAAAUUCACAGCUGUGAAAAACCCGUUGGAAAGAAGACGAAUUUCGCCCAAAGGCAAAGGCGUGGUAGUAAGGCAAUGGCAGUCGUUGAAAAUACAGGGCCUGUUGAUUCAAGUUGUAUAUACCUGGAGAAAAGAGAUCUGCUGGUUGGAAACAUUGAGGAGAGAUAUGACGAAACUGGUGUUUAUUCAAAAGUAGUGCCACAGACAUUAGUUUGUAUAACAUCAGGCGAUGAAAGAGAACACUUAGUAACUAGUAAUUCGAUUUUACAAACUGGAAAUUCGAGUUUACAAACAGUCCAAUCGAAUUUACAAACUAGUCAUUCGAGUUUACAAUCUGGUGAUAACUGCUCAUUAAGUGGAGCUUGCAAACACGGUCUUCCUUCAAACAAGAAGCCAAGCAGUGACGAUGGUUUGUCUUGUCGUAUUUGUCACAGUGUAACAGAUCUUGAAACUUUGGUCAGUCCAUGUUUAUGUACUGGUUCUAUGAAGUAUGUCCAUCAGUCGUGUUUAUUGAACUGGUUGAAAAGUUCUGUCAAAACGAACUGUGAGUUGUGUUUGCACGAGGUACCGGUCAAAAAGCUGGUUAAACCGUUACGUGAGGUAAGCUUGUUGUCUGUGUUGUUGUUGUUUGUGUUGUAGUUGUUUACGUUGUAUGUGUGUCAUGGUAUUUAGUGAUGCUGGUGAUGAUGGUGGUAAUAUUGAUUGUCCAGUGUUACUACAUGUAUUGUCUACUCAGUUUAUUUAUCAAGUACUGUUUUCUCUUUUUAGUGGCGUUUUCUUGAUGAAAAACCGGUACCAAUAAUAUGGCUUCUCUCUUUUCUUAUCCUCUUUACCCUCAACAUUCUCUCUGUGAUAAAAGAUGCCUCUCGAGGUUGCACGUCGACAACAUGCAUUGUCUUCUACGUUCUGGGCUGUACUGGAGCUAUAUUGGGCGUUAUCUUUCUCUGGUUUUGGGCAAAAAAGAGCGCUGUUUAUUUCAAGAAAUUGCUUAUAUUGAAUCAAGUUUGGUUACUUGACGAAAAAUAUUGUAAAACGGACAACAAAGCGAGAACUUCAGCUAAUUGUAAUAUUUAA